UCACUACAGUAUGCCACACCAUACAACAAAGAUGCACACCACAUUAUGUGCACAUGCAUCACUACGCAACAUUACACCAUAUACUACAUCACAGUAUGCCAUAGAGCAAACACCACACUAUGCCAUAGGGCAAACACCACAUUAUGCCACAUGGCAAACACCACAUUAUGCCACAGGGCAAACACCACACUAUGCCAUAGGGCAAACACCACACUAUGCCAUAGGGCCAACACCACAAUAUGCCACAUGGCAAACACCACAUUAUGCCACAGGGCAAACACCACACUAUGCCACAGGGCAAAUACCACACUAUGCCACAUGGCAAACACCACACUAUGCCACAGGGCAAAGCCACACUAUGCCACAUGGCAAACACCACACUAUGCCACAUGGCAAACACCACACUAUGCCAUAGAGCAAACACCACACUAUGCCACAGGGCAAACACCACACUAUGCCACAGGGCAAACACCACACUAUGCCACAGGGCAAACACCACACUAUGCCACAGGGCAAACACCACACUAUGCCACAGAGCAAACACCACACUAUACCACAAGGCAAACACCACACUAUGCCACAGGGCAAACACUACACUAUACCACAGGGCAAACACCACACUAUACCACAGGGCAAACACCACACUAUGCCACAGGGCAAACACCACACUAUGCCACAGGGCAAACACCACACUAUACCACAGGGCAAACACCACACUAUGCCACAGGGCAAACACCACACUAUGCCACAUGGCAAACACCACACUAUACCACAGGGCAAAACCUGUGGUAACUGA
Saccoglossus kowalevskii is the source of this 796-nucleotide messenger RNA. RefSeq lists its product as uncharacterized. Lineage: Eukaryota; Metazoa; Hemichordata; Enteropneusta; Harrimaniidae. The record is from RefSeq and is a predicted model, not a curated record.